AUGGCCGAACCCACGAAUGAACCACUCGCGACCGUCGCAGAGACCGAAACCGAACAGUUGCCUAGGACCAAAGAGAAGCUGGACGAGUUAUCGCAAGCUGCCUCAAUUCACUACGCUACCAAGAACUUCCCCGCCGCCGCCGAAAACUACGCCAAUGCUGUCGAGAUUCAGGCCGAACUCAAUGGCGAGAUGGCGCCUGAGAACGCCGAGUUACUCUUCUACUACGGGCGCGCGCUAUACAAGGUCGCAGUCGCCAAAAGUGAUGUGCUGGGCAACAAAGUAGCGCAAGAAGAGAAGAAAAAUAAGAAGCCCAAGGCAAAGAAGGCGACCAAGACGGACGACUCAGGUGAAGGCUCAAGUGCAAGGGCGCCCGUGCCAGAGAAGAAGGAAGAGUCAGCAGCGACGAAGCCCUACUUCCAGCUCACAGGCGACGAGAAUUGGACCGACUCAGAGGAGGAAGACGAUGAUAUGGAGGACGAAGAGCAAGAAGAGGACGACGACGACUUUGGCAACGCAUACGAGAUCUUUGAGCUCGCCCGCGUCUUGUACGAGAAGCAAUUGGAGUCGCUAGAAAGCGGCGCUUCAGACAAGGGCAAAGGGAAAGCAGAGCUCAGCCCCCGCGCGCGCACUCUCAAAGAGCGCAUCGCAGAUUGCCACGGUUUCCUUGUCGAAAUCUCCCUCGAAAACGAGCGCUUCCACGACGCCAUAUCCGACGCCCGCGCCGCCCUCACCCUCCAACAAGAACUAUAUCCCUUUGAGCACGAAAACGUCACAGAAGCACACUACUCGCUGUCACUGGCCCUCGAAUUCGCCUCCGUCUCAAAAGUGCGGCAAGACCAAACCGGGCAAUCAGCCUCCGCGCCCGAAGAAACAGACGCAGAUGCCAAACAAGGCAAAGAGGAUGAAGACGGUGUAAACUGGGAUCUCCGCAACGAAGCAGCCGAGCAAACCGACCUUGCCAUCCAAAGUCUUGAAGCUCGCCUAAAAAAGGAAGAAGCAGCCCUCGCUUCCGAUGCAUUAACACCAGAGCAGAAGAAGGAGAAACAAGCAAUCAUCAAAGACAAGAAGGGUAUGCUAGAGGACCUCAAAACACGCGUUGCGGACCUCAAGGCCGAUCCUACAAAGCAGGCAUUCGACAGCAUCGACCCCUCAGUAUUCCAGGGCAUCCUGGGUGGUAUGCUAGGAGCAGAUGCUGUCACACAGGCGGCGAAAAUCGCAGAGGCAAAGAAGAACGCGAAUGACGUGUCGGGUAUGGUGAAGAAGAAGGCCAAGGCGCCCGUGGUGGAAGAGGCAAAGGAUGUGGGUGGUAGUAAGAGGAAACUUGAGGUCGACGAUGAUGCGGCGGAUAAGAGAGCCAAGACAGAAGAGCCGAUAUAA
Messenger RNA from Pyrenophora tritici-repentis Pt-1C-BFP, 1377 nucleotides. RefSeq names its product TT-ORF1 domain containing protein. The record is from RefSeq and is a predicted model, not a curated record. NCBI's taxonomy places the organism in Eukaryota, Fungi, Ascomycota, Dothideomycetes, Pleosporales, Pleosporaceae.